AUGUUAGCCGAUGUUAGCCAGGAGGCUUUAGGCAGGAGAUACCACAAACCCACACCAAGGCAGCCACCACAUACCCCACACCCAGGCAGACAACACAUACCCCACGCCCAGGAGCCACCACAUACCCCACUCCCAGGAGACACCACACACCCCACUCCCAGGCAGACACCACAUACCCCACGCCCAGGAGACACCACAUACCCCACGCCCAGGCAGACACCACAUACCCCACGCCCAGGAGACACCACACACCCCACGCCCAGGCAGACACCACACACCCCACGCCCAGGAGACACCACAUACCUCACACCCAGGAUACACCACAUACCCCACGCCAACACCAGUUAUACCCAGCACCAGUUAUACCCAGCACCAGUUAUACCCAGCACCAGUUAUACCCAGCACCAGUUAUACCCAGCACCAGUUAUACCCAGCACCAGUUAUACCCAGCACCAGUUAUACCCAGCACCCAGCACCAGUUAUACCCAGCACCAGUUAUACCCAGCACCAGUUAUACCCAGCACCAGUUAUACCCAGCACCAGUUAUACCCAGCACCAGUUAUACCCAGCACCAGUUAUACCCAGCACCAGUUAUACCCAGCACCAGUUAUACCCAGCACCAGUUAUACCCAGCACCAGUUUGACCCAGCACCAGUUAUACCCAGCACCAGUUUGACCCAGCACCAGUUAUACCCAGCACCAGUUAUACCCAGCACCAGUUAUACACACCAGUUAUACCCAGCACCAGUUAUACCCAGCACCAGUUAUACCCAGCACCAGUUAUACCCAGCACCAGUUAUACCCAGCACCAGUUAUACCCAGCACCAGUUAUACCCACCCAGCACACCAGUUAUACCCAGCACCAGUUAUACCCACCCAGUUAUACCCAGCACCAGUUAUACCCAGCACCAGUUAUACCCAGCACCAGUUAUACCCAGCACCAGUUAUACCCAGCACCAGUUAUACCCAGCACCAGUUAUACCCAGCACCAGUUAUACCCAGCACCAGUUAUACCCAGCACCAGUUAUACCCAGCACCAGUUAUACCCAGCACCAGUUAUACCCAGCACCAGUUAUACCCAGUUAUACACCCAGUUAUACCCAGCACCAGUUAUACCCAGCACCAGUUAUACCCAGCACCAGUUAUACCCAGCACCAGUUAUACCCAGCACCAGUUAUACCCAGCACCAGUUAUACCCAGCACCAGUUAUACCCAGCACCAGUUAUACCCAGCACCAGUUAUACCCAGCACCAGUUAUACCCAGCACCAGUUAUACCCAGCACCAGUUAUACCCAGCACCAGUUAUACCCAGCACCAGUUAUACCCAGCACCAGUUAUACCCAGCACCAGUUAUACCCAGCACCAGUUAUACCCAGCACCAGUUAUACCCAGCACCAGUUAUACCCAGCACCAGUUAUACCCAGCACCAGUUAUACCCAGCACCAGUUAUACCCAGCACCAGUUAUACCCAGCACCAGUUAUACCCAGCACCAGUUAUACCCAGCACCAGUUAUACCCAGCACCAGUUAUACCCAGCACCAGUUAUACCCAGCACCAGUUAUAGCACCAGCACACCAGUUAUACCCAGCACCAGUUAUACCCAGCACACCAGUUAUACCCAGCACCAGUUAUACCCAGCACCAGUUAUACCCAGCACCAGUUAUACCCAGCACCAGUUAUACCCAGCACCAGUUAUACCCAGCACCAGUUAUACCCAGCACCAGUUAUACCCAGCACCAGUUAUACCCAGCACCAGUUAUACCCAGCACCAGUUAUACCCAGCACCAGUUAUACCCAGCACCAGUUAUACCCAGCACCAGUUAUACCCAGCACCAGUUAUACCCAGCACCAGUUAUACCCAGCACCAGUUAUACCCAGCACCAGUCACCCCUAGAAAAAAACAAUGAGUUGUUCUUAAACUGA
Messenger RNA from Oncorhynchus gorbuscha (pink salmon), 1923 nucleotides. RefSeq names its product proline-rich extensin-like protein EPR1. The record is from RefSeq and is a predicted model, not a curated record. The transcript is spliced from 3 exons. Lineage: Eukaryota; Metazoa; Chordata; Actinopteri; Salmoniformes; Salmonidae. The coding region runs from base 1 to 1923 and encodes 640 amino acids.